Messenger RNA from Penicillium malachiteum, 2355 nucleotides. Its product is annotated as ATP-dependent 6-phosphofructokinase. The record is from RefSeq and is a predicted model, not a curated record. Lineage: Eukaryota; Fungi; Ascomycota; Eurotiomycetes; Eurotiales; Aspergillaceae. The transcript has 3 exons. Gene Ontology annotation, molecular function: identical protein binding; fructose-6-phosphate binding; AMP binding. Gene Ontology annotation, biological process: canonical glycolysis; fructose 1,6-bisphosphate metabolic process; fructose 6-phosphate metabolic process. Gene Ontology annotation, cellular component: mitochondrion; 6-phosphofructokinase complex; cytoplasm. The coding region runs from base 1 to 2355 and encodes 784 amino acids.
AUGGCACCCGUCAAGAUCCCCGUCGAGCCGGCUAAAAAGCGCCGUAUCGGCGUACUCACCUCCGGUGGUGAUGCACCCGGUAUGAACGGAGCUGUGCGAGCUGUGGUUCGUAUGGCUAUUCAUUGCGACUGCGAAGCCUAUGCUAUCUUCGAAGGUUAUGAGGGAUUGGUCAAUGGCGGUAAUAUGAUUCGUCAGAUGCAUUGGGAGGAUGUUCGUGGCUGGCAAUCUCGUGGUGGUACAUUGAUCGGUUCAGCCCGGUGCAUGUCCUUCCGGGAGCGUGCCGGUCGCCUGCGUGCAGCUAAGAACAUGGUUCUCCGUGGUAUUGAUGCGCUGGUUGUCUGUGGUGGUGAUGGUAGUUUGACGGGUGCCGAUGUUUUCCGUGAUGAAUGGCCUGGCUUACUGUCAGAGCUUGUUGUGGAAGGCGAAUUGACCAAGGAACAGGUUGAGCCUUACAAGAUCUUGAACAUUGUUGGUCUUGUCGGCUCCAUCGACAAUGAUAUGUCCGGCACCGACGCCACUAUCGGCUGUUACUCCUCCCUGACCCGUAUUUGCGACGCUGUUGACGACGUUUUCGACACUGCCUUUUCACACCAGCGAGGAUUCGUUAUUGAGGUCAUGGGUCGCCAUUGUGGAUGGCUCGCCCUCAUGUCUGCGAUCAGUACCGGUGCUGACUGGUUGUUCAUUCCUGAGAUGCCACCUAAGGAUGGCUGGGAGGAUGAGAUGUGCUCUGUCAUCACCAAGAACCGCAAGGAAAGAGGCAAGCGCCGUACCAUUGUCAUCGUUGCCGAGGGUGCGCAGGAUCGUCAACUCAACAAGAUUUCCAGUAACACUAUCAAGGAUAUUUUGACCCAGAGACUGGGAUUGGAUACUCGAACUACUGUUCUGGGUCACACCCAGCGUGGUGGUGCUGCUUGUGCUUAUGACCGCUGGCUCUCUACCUUGCAGGGUGUUGAGGCCGUUCGUGCCGUCCUCGAGAUGUCUCCCGAGUCCCCCGUGCCUGUUAUUACCAUCCGCGAGAACAAGAUUAUGCGCACUCCUCUGAUGGAUGCAGUCCAGGCCACCAAGGAUGUCACGGCCAAGAUUCACGCCAAGGACUUCGCAGGAGCUAUGAACGAGCGCGAUGCUGAAUUCAAGGAAUACUACCAUGCCUACUUGAACACCGCCACACCCGAUCACCCCAAGAUGGCUCUUCCCGAGGGCAAGAGAAUGCGUAUCGCUAUCAUCCACGUCGGUGCCCCUGCCGGUGGUAUGAACCCAGCUACUCGAGCUGCUGUGGCCUACUGCUUGACCCGCGGACACACCCCCAUUGCAAUUCACAACGGUUUCCCUGGUCUUGUGCGUCACCACGCUGAUGAGCCUGUUAGCUCCGUUCGCGAGGUGAAGUGGCUGGAAUCAGACAGCUGGGUUAACGAAGGAGGUUCGGAUAUUGGAACUAACCGUAGCCUUCCAUCCCAGGACCUGGAAGGCACCGCCAAGUGUUUUGAACUUUACAAGUUUGAUGCUCUUUUCAUUGUGGGUGGUUUCGAGGCAUUUACUGCUGCCAGUCAACUGCGCCAGGCCCGCGACAAGUAUGAUGCAUUCAAGAUCCCUCUCGUUGUGCUACCAGCCACCAUCUCCAACAAUGUUCCGGGUACCGAGUAUUCCCUUGGCAGUGACACUUGCUUGAACACCCUCAUUGAUUUCUGUGAUGCUAUCCGGCAAUCUGCCUCCUCUUCUCGUCGCCGUGUCUUCGUCAUUGAGACUCAAGGUGGAAAGUCUGGCUACAUCGCUACCACUGCUGGCUUGGCAGUCGGUGCGGUGGCUGUUUACAUUCCCGAGGAGGGUAUUGACAUCAAGACUCUUUCGCACGACAUUGACUUCUUGCGGGAUAACUUUAUCCGUGACAAGGGCGCCAACCGUGCCGGAAAGAUCAUUCUUCGCAACGAAUGCGCUUCGAGCACUUACACUACCCAGGUUGUUGCUGACAUGAUCAAGGAAGAAGCCAAGGGCCGAUUCGAGUCGCGCGCUGCUGUGCCGGGUCACUUCCAACAGGGUGGAAAGCCUUCCCCCAUGGACCGUGUCCGUGCCCUGCGUAUGGCCAUCAAGUGCAUGCAACAUAUCGAAUCUUACGCUGGUCAAAGUCGUGAUGCUAUUGCUGCGGAUCCUCUUUCAGUUACAGUCAUCGGCGUGAAGGGUUCCCAGGUGCUGUUCUCUCCCAUGGGCGGUGCUACUGGACUGGAGGAGACUGAGACCGACUGGGAACGCCGUCGUCCCAAGUCCGAAUUCUGGCUGGAGUUGCAAGAUGUCGUCAACGUUCUAUCCGGUCGUGCUGCUUCCCGCGCCCAAGAGACCUGGUCCUGCUACGAGAGUACGUAA